Molecule: messenger RNA, 3766 nt
Organism: Diachasmimorpha longicaudata
Lineage: Eukaryota; Metazoa; Arthropoda; Insecta; Hymenoptera; Braconidae
Gene: Galphaq
Product: guanine nucleotide-binding protein G(q) subunit alpha
Exons: 10
Coding region: 1465-2655 (396 amino acids)
Biological process (GO): adenylate cyclase-modulating G protein-coupled receptor signaling pathway; phospholipase C-activating dopamine receptor signaling pathway
Cellular component (GO): heterotrimeric G-protein complex
Molecular function (GO): guanyl nucleotide binding; GTPase activity; G protein-coupled receptor binding
Source: RefSeq, a predicted model, not a curated record
UGCGCCGCCGACGUUUGCGGCGAUACGACGAGACUAUAUGCCGAUUAGAGGUUUGCCGGCAGGCCCGUGUUACGUCGGACGCCAUCUUGCGAAUAGGCGGUUACCGUGGGGCAAGAGAAAAAUAUAACCGCAGGCACCGUGGAGCCGUGUAUCUGCACGGUUAAAAAAAAGAGAAAAAAACGUAAAAGGAGGAAAAAAAGAGAGGCUAUAAGAAAGUCAUAAUCAAAUUAACCAAAAAAUAAUCACCGAUUGACACAGUAAUAAUAUUUUUCACGAAACCUGGUGGAUUACUGUUCUCUCCCAACAAUUGGCCCAAAUGAACAGUGACUGAGGAUUAAACAGUGAAGUGAAAAGUCAUGAAAAAGGAUUAAUAACAGUGGAAUUGUAUCGUCGUAUGAUCAGUGAAUUGGUUUUCUUCGAGUUGUCGGUGAGCCUGUGAAAAUUGGGUGAAAAACUUGUGGGACUGCAUCGAAGGUGAAAACAAAAAUAAAUACAAACAGAUAAUUGUCCGAAUGGAUGUAACAGGGCAGUACCGGGCAGUGGGCUCGAGUGCGUACGCUUCGUGAAAUAAGCCCUCGGUUGUGCUCCCUAUUUUUUAAAGCCCCCCUGAGCCGUUUACAUCACCACAGUAUACCCCAAAAAAAAAACUCCAAAAAUCAUCUCCCCCCUCAGUGAUUGUCGAGGUGAAUCCAGCGACGGAAAAUUCACAAGCAGAGGAAUUAAAAAAUCAGGGAGUGUAAUCUUUCAUGUUGAAAAAGUGGUGACACACACUCUCGAGGCAUAAGUGUGAGAAGUGCAAAAACCAAGUGGUGAAUGAAAAUUAAUGUUUAAAUUAUUGACAAAAACUGUUGUUAAUCAUUGUCUUGUGGCUCUCAGUAUCUAACCUGCUGUCCAGUCGACCAGAUAAAGAUGAUUGCAUAUGGGCGUUCUGAAUGUGCCGUAGCCGUUGGUAUCGUCAAGGUGGUGGUAGCAGAACAGUCAGGAUUACAGUCUUGUGUAAACCUGUGAAAUAACAACUGAAACAACAGAGAAAAACCGGACAAAUUGAUUGAUUAAAUAACGAGGGAAAAAUAUUUAUCGUGAAAGAAAAAGUCUAAAUAAAAUUUUGUUUACUCAAGUGCCGAGUGAAAAGUGAAUUUUUAAAAAGAGUGCAUUGAGAAGAUAAAUAUUUGUGACGUGAUAAGGAGGAAAAUAGAGGUGAUACGUGGUCAGUUAAAGUGGCUGUUAAAACGUCUGAGACGUUAGGCUUAAUACGAAUUAAAAAAUUCACCGUGGCAUCAAGAUAAUAUAGGUCGUAAAGAGGCAGCCGAGAGCAGGCAGUUGCCGCCUCCUGCCCUGGAUAUUCAAGAGCCUCGGCAUUGUAAUUAAUAACAAUUGUACAAUUUUUCUAUCAAUUCAAUUUGAAGGUUAAAGUGCUCCCCAAUUUCUCCCUCCUCCCUCCGAGGAUUCUGCUUAAACUAAAUCAUGGCGUGCUGCUUGUCGGAAGAGGCUAAGGAACAGAAGCGUAUUAAUCAGGAGAUAGAGCGGCAACUUCGGAGGGACAAGCGAGAUGCCAGACGGGAGCUUAAACUACUGCUUCUGGGUACUGGUGAAUCGGGAAAAUCUACGUUUAUCAAACAGAUGAGAAUUAUCCACGGAUCUGGAUAUUCGGACGAGGACAAGAAGGGAUUUAUCAAGCUCGUUUACCAAAAUAUAUUCAUGGCGAUGCAGUCUAUGAUACGGGCGAUGGAUCUUCUAAAAAUUCAAUAUGGAGAUUCCUCGAAUGCAGAAAAAGCGGAAUUGGUGAGGAGUAUAGACUUCGAAACGGUAACAACGUUUGAAAGUCCAUACGUAGAAGCCAUUAAGGAUUUGUGGGCAGAUGCUGGUAUUCAAGAGUGUUACGAUCGUCGACGAGAAUACCAACUGACGGAUUCAGCCAAAUACUACCUUAUGGAGAUAGAUCGAGUGGCAGCACCAAACUACCUCCCCACAGAACAAGACAUUCUUCGUGUGAGAGUUCCCACAACUGGUAUAAUUGAAUAUCCAUUUGACUUGGAAGAAAUACGGUUUAGUUAUAUUAGCGACCUAGACCGUAUCGAAAAACCAGAUUAUCUUCCCACUGAGCAAGACAUUCUUCGGGCUCGAGCUCCUACAACAGGAAUUAUUGAAUAUCCCUUCGAUCUGGACUCCAUCAUAUUUAGGAUGGUGGACGUCGGCGGACAGAGAUCUGAGAGAAGAAAAUGGAUUCAUUGUUUCGAAAAUGUCACUUCCAUCAUAUUUUUAGUAGCUUUAAGUGAAUAUGAUCAAAUUUUAUUCGAAUCUGAGAACGAAAACCGAAUGGAGGAGAGUAAGGCGCUAUUCAAAACGAUCAUAACAUAUCCCUGGUUCCAGCACUCCUCCGUUAUUCUGUUUUUAAAUAAGAAGGAUUUGCUGGAGGAGAAGAUCAUGUACUCUCAUCUCGUCGAUUAUUUUCCAGAAUAUGACGGCCCACAGAGAGAGGCCACAGCUGCUAGAGAAUUCAUAUUAAGGAUGUUUGUCGACUUGAAUCCCGAUAGCGAGAAAAUUAUUUAUUCUCACUUCACGUGCGCUACAGAUACCGAGAACAUUAGAUUUGUAUUUGCGGCGGUUAAGGACACAAUUCUCCAGUCAAACUUGAAAGAAUACAAUUUGGUGUAGGUUCGGACAUUAUGACAUCCCACAGUGGAUUCAUCUGUAUUUAAUCAGAGCUCCAGAUGCCAAAAAUCUGCGAGCUUUAACCACAAAAUGAUAACACACAAAAUGAAGGAAUUUACAAAAAAAAAAACGGACUUUGUUGAUCAAACUCGUUUAAUGAGGUAAAAAACAACCGUAAAGACGGACACAGAGUUACGACUAUUGGAGACGAUGAAUGCCAUAGUAAAGAAAAAGGGAUUGAAAAACUAAUGGGUGAAAAUAACGAUGGAAUAAACUGCGAAAUAAAAAUAUUUAAAAAAUAAUUGUAUGAAAAUAAAAUUUUGAAAAAAGUAAAUGGAAAUAGGCUGAAAAAUGAUCGAAUGACUCGUUGUGCUGCGGCAGUUGCACGAGUGUACCAACAUUUUAGUUAGCUAAAAAAAUGAAAAUUUCCAGCGAAUGAAGAUUUAAAAAUGGAAACAAUAAGGACCUAACUCUGAGCGUUAUACGUUCUCUCCUAAAAAAAAAACUUUUCACUGUCGAUACCAACAAACUGAUUUAGUUUCGUACUCUAUUUGUUGAAUUUGUUACCUUUUUAUAGCUUAGCUUAGUCGAUCGAGCCUGGCUGACUGUGACAUCGCCUGAUCUUUAUAUAAACGAUAAAAAAAUUGAUAAGUAUCAAUUAAUGGAAAAAAAAAUAUUAAACAAACAAAAAGAAUAGUUCAGAGUAACCUGCGUACUAUGCAUUUGGUCUUGUGGGGUCUCCGUCGAAUGAGGAUUGAUAGAUAAUAAAAUGAGGGCGAAACAAGAUGAAAUUAUAAUUGACGAAAGAAAAUUUGAAGUCCAACAAUGAGUGAGACAAAAAUUGAAAAUAAGAGGACAACAAAGCUUUUUACAAAUCACGAUUAAGUCGGUUUAAACACAAGUGAGAGCGAUUCUAGUGCCAUUUACUAGCGUGGUGUUCCUAUUGCAGUCCUUCGUUUAGUUGCAAAAAAAGCCAAAGUGUUUUUUCUUUCAUUAUUUUCCUUAAUCUUCUGUAUUUUAUUAAUUUCUUUUUUGUUCAAUUUGUAUUUAAAAUGAAAAACAAGAAAGAAUGAUUUUUUUUAAGAGGAAUAAAAUUUGUGCAAGAAACGACAAA